This is a messenger RNA of Colletotrichum costaricense, 402 nucleotides long. RefSeq lists its product as uncharacterized. The record is from RefSeq and is a predicted model, not a curated record. The transcript is spliced from 2 exons. NCBI's taxonomy places the organism in Eukaryota, Fungi, Ascomycota, Sordariomycetes, Glomerellales, Glomerellaceae. Bases 1 to 402 code for a protein of 133 amino acids.
AUGAAGGUCUCCGCCAUUCUCAUCCUGACCGCCGCCUCGGCCGCCCUCGCCGCACCUGUUGCCGAGGCCAACGCCGAGGCCGCUCCCGCCCCUGCCCCUCAAGCCACAUCGGGUUACACCAACUACGGAAAGUACGACUACAGCAAGUACGGAAGCUACGGCACCUACGGUGCCCCGCCGGCCACAACCCCGAGCCCCACGCCGGUCCCUCAGACUUACAGUGCCUAUGGCACUUACAAGGGCUACAAGCGCGCCACCGACUGGGUCAAGAGCUGGUUCGUCGCACUUCACCAACCCACACAUCUCCCCUCACCAUUUACUGGACGCGAGGCUGGCUCGGCCAACAACAAGGCCUCGGUACUUGGCGACUUUCAUACCAUAUGUAACCCAAGAGAUGGUUGA